Messenger RNA from Trametes versicolor FP-101664 SS1, 1127 nucleotides. Its product is annotated as Aldo/keto reductase. The coding region runs from base 162 to 1127 and encodes 321 amino acids. The record is from RefSeq and is a predicted model, not a curated record. Gene Ontology annotation, molecular function: aldose reductase (NADPH) activity. Gene Ontology annotation, cellular component: cytosol. NCBI's taxonomy places the organism in Eukaryota, Fungi, Basidiomycota, Agaricomycetes, Polyporales, Polyporaceae. The transcript is spliced from 6 exons.
CCUGAACUCAAUCCGAAGGGGCGGUCAUUCAGAGCGUUUGGCAUUUGGACAUAUAAGAGUAGGCCGAUAGCAAGUAGGUGCCUUUCGGUCUUCGACGUUCGUAUCUCUGCAAUCGUCGACGUGCCAACAUCGUCACAUUCUCCUCUUUCCCGGCAUCAACAAUGGCCGCUGCAAUUCCUAGCUUUACGCUGAACACGGGCUACAAGAUGGCCUCUGUGGGGAUAGGGUGUUGGAUGGGAACUCCCGGCGGCGGAGAAGUCGUAGAGAAGAUGUGCAAGGACGCUUUAGCCGCGGGAUACAGGCAUCUUGACACGGCAUACGGAUACGCGAACGAAGAGUUCGUCGGGAAGGCGAUCCGCGAAUCCGGCGUCCCGCGCGCGGACAUCUUCCUCACCACAAAGCUCCCGAACCAGCACCACCACAAGGUGCACGCGUCCUUCGAGGAGUCGCUCGCGAAGCUCGGCGUCGACUACGUCGACCUCUACCUCAUGCACUGGCCGCAGGCGUACACCGAGGACAACACGCCCGUCCCGCACGACCAGAGCCCGACGUUCGUUGAGACGUGGCGCGACAUGGAGGCGCUGCUCAAGACCGGGAAGGUGCGCUCGAUCGGGGUGUCGAACUUCUCGGUGAAGCUGCUCGAGGUGCUCUUGCGCGAGACGUCGGUCGUCCCCGCGACGAACCAGGUCGAGUGUCACCCGUGCCUGCCGUCGUUUGAGCUGAAGACGUGGUGCGAGGAGAAGGGCAUAUUGAUCACCGCGUACUCGCCUCUUGGUCGGCCUAAGGAAUACGAUGGAAAACCUGUCUUCCUGCAGGACCCUGAUGUCAUCAGCAUCGCGCAGAGCCACAGUGCGACGCCGGGGCAGGUCGCGCUCAGCUGGGGCGUUCAGCGUGGCACCAUCGUCAUCCCCAAGAGCGAGAAUCCGGAGCGAAUCAAGCAGAAUAUAGCCUUGAUCACUCUUACUGACGAGGAGAUGGUGACGCUGGACGCGAUCCACAAGAAGCCCGGGAUGCACCGAUCCUUGCUGCGGUACCACGAAUACAGCGCGGACGGAACGGUGCUCGGGUGGACGUAUGAGCAGCUGGGGUGGAACAUGACGAAGGGAGGGAUUAUACGCGGCGACUGA